UUAUCUUCGCAAAAGCGCGGGGCUGCUGGUCCCUUGCUGCCGACGCCCCAGCACCCGCUGAUGUUCCGUCCCUACCCUACCCUACCCUACUCCGGCCCCUCCACCCCACCCAGGGUCUCCUCUGAGGCAUGCCCACUCCCCCACCCCCCCUCUACUAGUCCGAAGCAAAAGAAGACUCACAACCCCAAAAGGGAAUGCUGUGCCCGGUCCGGGGACCAGCUCCAGGCACCGUCCUUGUGGCUGGAAUCCAGUGCUGGCUCCUACUUCCCCAGCAGAGGAAAGAUCCACAGAUUGGCCGCAGCCCGGCCGGCCCCGGAGGCACAAGGGCGUGGGCUCGGUCAUUUCCAUUUGACCAGGGGCCUCUUUCCUCCCGUGGGCCUUGGAGUUUCAUCAACGUUCAGACUACUCUACUGGAGACUGCGAACAAGCAACCCUGUGCCUGAUCCUGGGGUGCCAGGGCGCGCAAAAACCGAAGGAAUCGACACCGCAAGGAAUGUAAUCGAGGAUGCUGGCCUUGCGGCUGCUCAACGUGGUGGCCCCCGCCUACUUCCUGUGCAUCUCCCUGGUGACCUUCGUGCUGCAGCUCUUCCUCUUCCUGCCCAGCAUGCGUGAGGACCCCGCGGCCGCCCCUCUCUUCUCCCCCGCCCUGCUCCACGGGGCGCUCUUCCUUUUCCUCUCUGCCAACGCCCUGGGGAAUUACGUCUUGGUCAUCCAGAACUCCCCGGACGACCUGGGCGCCUGCCAGGGGCCCUCGACCAGGAGGGCCCCGUGUCCCCCGCCCAGCACCCACUUCUGCCGAGUGUGCGCCAGGGUCACCCUGAGGCACGACCACCACUGUUUCUUCACCGGCAACUGCAUCGGCAGCAGGAACAUGCGCAACUUCGUCCUGUUCUGCCUCUACACCUCCCUUGCCUGCCUCUACUCCAUGGUGGCCGGCGUGGCCUACAUCUCCGCUGUCCUUUCCAUCUCCUUCGCCCACCCCCUGGCCUUCCUCACGCUCCUGCCCACCUCCAUCAGCCAGUUCUUCUCCGGAGCUGUCCUCGGUUCUGAAAUGUUCGUCAUUCUCAUGCUCUACCUCUGGUUUGCCAUCGGCCUGGCCUGCGCGGGCUUCUGCUGCCACCAGCUGCUGUUGAUCCUCCGGGGGCAGACCCGCCACCAGGUGCGGAAGGGGGUGGCAGUGAGGGCCCGGCCCUGGCGCAAGAACUUACAGGAGGUCUUCGGGAAGAGGUGGCUGCUGGGUCUGCUGGUCCCCAUGUUCAAUGUUGGAAGUGAGAGCUCCAAGCAGCAGGACAAGUAGCAGGCAUUCCCAUCAUCUCUCUCUCUCUCUCUCUCUCUCUCUGUCUUUACUCCUUCUGAACACAAGACCACGCACCUUUCUCUCCAUCCAUGACCCACUGUAAACUCAGGCUGGUAAGGUCCUAGAAGCCACCUCUUGUCCAUGACCCAAAGAGAACAGCCUUGGCUGGUGGAUCAUGACCAGGUGCCCAGAUGCUAAUUCUUCAUAUGCCUCUCCUCGGAGUCCCUGCUUUCCCCCUCUGCCUGGGUCAUCCACUCUCUACAAUGUUUGAUGUCAUCACCACUGUCUGUCAGAGUCCUUCCUCUCAGCCCCCAUGCUGGGAGUGGGGAGUGGAUUAUUGCUGCUGGUAUGAAGCUCCCCUGGACCUGAGACUGGCAAAAAUGUUUAAAAUUACCAUGUGUAAGAGGCAGCCAAGUCAUCUCUGCCAACUGCUGGGCAAGUUGGAAAAGGAUAGGUGCAUGUCAAAUUGUGGGCAGUGAAAGGAAAGAGAACUCAGUAGCUUGCUGCCCACCUGCCCUACUUCAGCACUGCCCCCCACUCAAGUUGCAACCCUUCUGCAGGAGAUAGCAGCCAAUGGCCUGGUGUUUCCAGCUGCCCCAGUCCAGUCCAGAAUCUGGCUGGAGACUUUCCCUGGCACUCUUUCAGCCUUUCCCCUGAUCUCCAGCCUCCAGGUGUUUGCCAGAUACUGGGAAGGAUAAGAGGAGGUACAGAUAAAUGAGGAAGGCAUAUGACUGCAUAACCAUUUAGAAGAGAAGGGAGCAGGUGUGUGUGUGUGUGUGUGUGUGUGAGAGAGAGAGAGAGAGAGAGAGAGAGAGAGAGAGAGAGAGAGAGAGGAGAGGGAGGAAGACAGAUGGGUAGUGAGGAGUGUGGUUAUGGACAUAGAGGAAGAAAGCUUAAGAUAAGAGAGAGGGUCACACAGAAUUUGGGCAUUGGGAUAUUUAGGGAAUGAGAAAUGAGAAGUGGAGGUGGGUGGAAGCAAAUGGGCUCAUUUCUGCCCUGUAUAAAGGACAUUCUAACAGCAUAUUCAGUGUUUGAAGAGAUAGUAAGUACCCCCAUGGCCCACCACUGGAGAUACUCCAUGGGAGGCAUUCCAGCAGGGACCAGGAAGUCAUCUCAGGCAUGCUGUGGAGGGGAUUUCUGAAUAGAGUUAGCCUAGAUGAACCUAGAGAUCCCUUUCCACCGUAAGCUUUCCAGACCUGGGAGCAAGCUCUGCAGAGAUGCCUGUGAGUUACUGGCUUUUACAGAAGGUGGGGAAGCAUUGGAGAGGUCUGGAGAUUAUGAUGUAAACUUUCAGGUCCUAACCCAUCCACUGAAGAGAGAGUCUUGGAGAGACAGGGCUACCUGGAUGUUAACGGUAAUGAGGGGGUUGGCAUUUGAGGACAGGGAGAUGGAACAGGGUCAGAUGGGGGCAGUGGGGGAGAUAGAGAAGCCAGAGGGUCAAGCUCAGCUCUGAGGGGCAAGAUUGGAAAGGUUGAGGCUGGGGAGUAGGGGAAACAAGAAUAUAGAGGUACAAUUACCAGACCAUCCUUGCUCAUCUGUGUGGCUCUGGAUGGGGUCACAACCAUGUCUGGGAGCCAGAGAAUAGAACCCCUGGGCAUAUGAGGAAGUGGGACAAUCCAAGCAUCCCCUCCCUGAUUGGGUCCCAAGGCAAGUCUGCCUUCCAGGCAACCAACCCCAUAGCAACCACAUAGCAACCCCACAGCAACUCUGAUGGUUGCCUCACAACAACCUGAGUUCUGGAGCAGAGUUGGGAGGAUUUACCCUGAUCCUGCCUUCUUGUCCCUUAGAGGACUAAUGUAAUGGCUUGGCCCACUUAUACAUCUCCCUCCCAUAUUCAUUGGUUCAUUCAUUCAUCCUCAUAUAUUUAUUGAGCUCUGACUAUGUGCCAAGAAUCUUCCAGGCACUGGUGAUAUAGUGGUCAACAAGAACAUGAUUCCUGCCAUCAAGGGAACUUUAUUUGUCAUUGUCCCCUGUGCACAUCUCCCACACCCUGAAAAAUGGUCACUGCCAUCUUGGUGGUCAGCAGGGUAGGUCACUCGGAGGAGAAGGACAUGGCAGAGAAGACUGAAGGAGAGGAGUCAUGGUGGCACCCUCAUCCCCUCAUCCUGGAUCUGGCCAUACUUAAGCACUCCACACCUGGAGGGGGAGAGAGUUGGGGAAUCCAGGCCUUGGCCCUCUCCUGACCCCAGAGCUCAAGGUUGGAAGUCAGCCCUGCCAUUUCCAGCCACUGGAGACUCAGCACUGUGCAGCCUGAGGUCAGGGAGGGAACAAAAGGGAGACCUGCAGGGGAGUCAGCUCCUGGCACAUUGGUCAGUGGGGAAAGGGGGCCACAGUAGGGAAGUUACUGGGUGUGGGACUUGAGUACAGUUGUACACAUAGCCCUGAAU
Messenger RNA from Choloepus didactylus (southern two-toed sloth), 3684 nucleotides. RefSeq names its product zinc finger DHHC-type palmitoyltransferase 22 (gene ZDHHC22). The transcript is spliced from 4 exons. NCBI's taxonomy places the organism in Eukaryota, Metazoa, Chordata, Mammalia, Pilosa, Megalonychidae. The record is from RefSeq and is a predicted model, not a curated record. Gene Ontology annotation, molecular function: palmitoyltransferase activity. Gene Ontology annotation, biological process: protein palmitoylation. The coding region runs from base 506 to 1297 and encodes 263 amino acids. Gene Ontology annotation, cellular component: Golgi apparatus.